AUGAAGUUUGAUCCAUCACGUCACAUAGUGGUGCUUACAGAUGAUGAUGUGGUUGAUUGGGAUGAAGAGUAUCCGCCACAGAUGGGAGAAGAAUAUUCACAAAUUAUUUAUAGCACAAAAUUAUAUAGAUUUUUCAAGUACAUUGAAAACAGAGAUGUAGCCAAAUCAGUUUUGAAGGAGAGGGGUCUUAAGAAGAUUAGAUUGGGAAUUGAAGGUUAUCCUACUUACAAAGAGAAAGUGAAGAAAAGACCUGGGGGCCGCCCUGAAGUGAUUUACAACUAUGUCCAAAGACCUUUUAUUCGAAUGUCCUGGGAGAAGGAAGAAGGAAAGAGUCGGCAUGUAGACUUUCAGUGUGUAAAUAUCACCAACCUGGCAGCAGCUGCUGCAGACAUUCCCCAGGACCAGCUGGUAAUCAUGCACCCAACUCCGCAAGUGGAUGAGCUGGAUAUACUCCCUAACCAUCCACCUUCUGGCAACAAUGACCUCGAUCCUGAUGUGCAGAAUCAAUGCUGUGAUGAUGUUCCUUGAAACCAUAGCAUGCUACUGUUCACGGUGAUGUUGCACUCUCCUCAUUCUGCACUGCAAGACCACUCUCUUCAUUGUGAGAUGCACAUAACAAUGUUUAGGAUAUUGCAGUGUAGGCUUUUUUUAAAGACCAAAGGUAGCUGAAUGGUUUUGUUUUGUUUUGUUUUUAAAUGAGUACAACUCUAGCAUCCUGAGGUUCCAGUUAUAUAAAUGUAUGUUUACCAGUGGGUUUGUGAAAUUGGUUCUUUGUAUGGGGGACAGUCCUUUUUCACAUAUCUAGACCUUUUCAGAAAUUGUGGAAAUUGGCAGCUGGGGUAUUUUCAGUUUGAUAUUUGUCACACCCCAGACAGAUGCAGAUUAUUAUAUAGUU
Molecule: messenger RNA, 895 nt
Organism: Suncus etruscus (white-toothed pygmy shrew)
Lineage: Eukaryota; Metazoa; Chordata; Mammalia; Eulipotyphla; Soricidae
Product: BTB/POZ domain-containing protein 10-like
Biological process (GO): positive regulation of phosphorylation
Cellular component (GO): cytoplasm
Source: RefSeq, a predicted model, not a curated record